Messenger RNA from Aspergillus candidus, 1318 nucleotides. RefSeq lists its product as uncharacterized. Bases 478 to 1272 code for a protein of 264 amino acids. The transcript has a single exon. The record is from RefSeq and is a predicted model, not a curated record. Lineage: Eukaryota; Fungi; Ascomycota; Eurotiomycetes; Eurotiales; Aspergillaceae.
UAUAAUCUCAUUGAUCACGGAGUGUGGAGUACACUGUGUAUAGCAUUGAUUGAUCAUGAAUGUCAGGAUCAUGUGAUUGACGUUGUGCAUGGAUUAGUAAUCGAUACAACGGCCGUUCGCUGUCAACACCAGUUGCUGUUGGGCUGUUGGGCUGUUGAACCAUGCCUGAACUACUGAUCGAUUGUAAAUUCUUCUUCCGACAAUCACCAGCCCCACUGCCACAGCCAUAAUCACCGCGGACCAGGAAAUCCCUCUUCCAGUGGGUUCAAUAUCAAGAACAGUGAAGAAACGCCUGACUAGUAGCCGAACGGCCGUGAUAAAUCUAUACGAGACUACCCGGUGGGGGUUUCUAUCACUGCAUGUCUGCUGCCUACCUGACGAUCAAGUUUUGACAAGCGAUAUCCGCUUUCCAUCAUUGGGUUCUCGUCAUCGGGCUCCCCCACCCCUCGCAUCAAGUAACUGAACAAAAGGGCCGGGAUGGCGGUCGACCUUCCUACGCCAUGGACCAAGCGGAACAGGGAAGAACAGCCACACAGGGAUCGCCUGGAGGAGGGGGCUGCCGGGUUGGAUUCCAUCGAUCUGCUAGCAUUAAGUCAAGAUCUACGAAUCAUCCCCAUCCCCGAAGAUGGCGAUGACCUCGAGACCACCGCGCAGAAGAUGGAGGAUCUCGCCAAGGUGGCCCAGGGUGGCAACAGCCUGGCGCUGUCCACGGGCCUCAAGCUGGCGCCACCCCAACCACAGAACCCAGAGGAGAUUGUCAUGGCGGAAAUGACCCCUCAGGAACGGACGAUGUACAACGCAUGGAAGAGAAGUCGAGAGCCGGACCGGAGCAGUCGGGACCUGCUUGACCCCCAACUGCCCCGGACGUUCGACUGGGACGCCAAUGUGGCCCCCGCCCCGACCGGAGCACGCAGCCACAAGAAGUUUGCCGAGCGAGCGGCGGCCAUGGACCUGGUCUGGGGUCAUGAGGGUGCCACCCCGGAGCAUGCGGCCUGGCUGACCUUUCACCGGCCCAACUUAUUGCCCCUCGUCAAUGUCAUCGCCAAGGUGAUCAGGCGCACCAAGCACAUGAAAGACCAUGGCCCCCAGUCCCGGGGAUUGAGCGACAUGGAGGCGGCGGAAUUGGAGACCAUCCGGCAGAUCGUCACGGUCGCCGAGCGGAAUCGAUGUCGGGAGCUGGAACGGAUCCGCACGAUGACCCGAACCAUCGCCGAGUCGGUGACCGUUAUCAAGUCGCACAAACAGUAUCUCAAGACGGAGACGUCGGAGUAGCAUACAUUGGACAGGAUAGAGAGGGUAGACCAGGGACAGAGAGCGU